Molecule: messenger RNA, 4035 nt
Organism: Oryzias melastigma (Indian medaka)
Lineage: Eukaryota; Metazoa; Chordata; Actinopteri; Beloniformes; Adrianichthyidae
Gene: ntn2
Product: netrin 2
Exons: 7
Coding region: 1191-3083 (630 amino acids)
Molecular function (GO): protein binding
Source: RefSeq, a predicted model, not a curated record
AUACCAUUUGGAUUGAAUUUUGCAUUUUUGUCCCUAAUAGUUGUAAUGUUUUGAUGAGGGAAAUCAACAGGGCUGAAUUUAAUAAAACUAAAAUGUGAAUGGAUUUGCCAUACUUAAUUAACACUUGAUUAUUUUGCAAGAAAUCUUAAAAAACUUCACCUCCACUGGUUGAAUUUCCGGCUAAAGAUGUCAGUGAAUCGGAUCAAAUUGGAUCGUUCCAAAUGAACCAAUAUUUUAUGAAUGAUAUGAAUCGAAUCGUUCAAAUGAAUCGUUACUCUCCUACUUUUUAAUCAACACCAUGACCAAUCAACUUCAGUUUUCUUUCUUUUUUCUUUUUACAUCAAUCAAUAUCAAUGAAAUGUUACAAUUGUUGACCUUUGGCGCCAUGCAAACCCUCAAAUAUGUGCUGAAUUAUUAGUAAAAAUUAAUUAUUCUGUGGAGCCUUUCUUUUUCAACAGGUUACGACCCCCAAAUGACUCCAGUAGAACAAACCUGAGUGCGCAUUAAUGGAAAAUUUGCGUUUAUUAUUAAUAUUCUGCUAAUUACCUUAAUUUAAAAAUCCCAGAUAAUCCUAAUUUAAGCAAACAAGUCUCCCUCUCCCUCUUUUUCCUUUCCCCUCUCACUGUCUCUCUCUCUCUCACUGUCAUCUCGCGCGCGCGCUCUCGCCGCCUUGCGCACAUGGUUUUAGGGAAAUCUGGGAUUGAUUUUAAUGGGGAGUAGCCUACCCGGAGCUCGUUUUACAUAUGGACGCAGUGGACAGCUUUCAGUUGAGCGUCGGGCGCAGAUGGAUUCGGCGCUCCUCUCCACUUGUAACCAUGUGGCGUUUGACUUUCUGAUGGGAAAGCGGCGAUCCGAAAGGAAGACUCGGUGGUAAAAGAGGACAGUUAGAGGGGAAAAAAUGAGCCAAGUCUGAAUAGUGUGGAUCUUUUGGAUCUCUCUCAGCGGAUUUUCUUUAAAUACAUCAACAUAAACGACCUGAUCCUGGGGAAAGUCUCUGGUGAGCGUGGAGUGAAGGGUCACUGAGCUCAGACACUCUCCUUCCAUUUAUUCAGAAUUAUACAACACACUGGCAGAAAUCUCACAUUUCCCCAGAGUUGCACAUUCAGGUCGUGCUCAGAGAAUCCCCCAGCUACAAGGUUUUUAUACUUGCAGAAGUGAGGAAGCAGCUAGACACAGGCCCUUUGAGCAGAAUGAGGGGACCUUGGAGGUGCCUGCUGGGCCUGUUUCUCCUAGUAAAGUCAGUCUCCCCCCACAGCCCCACCAACCCUUUUGCAGGGCAGCAGACCCCUCUAGACCCCUGCUAUGACGAGACGGGCACAGCUCGUCGCUGCAUCCCUGAGUUCAUCAAUGCUGCCUUUGGCAAGGAGGUGAUGGUGUCCAGUGUCUGUGGCCGGCCGCCGUCCAGGUCCUGCAGCGUGGUGGAGCGCGGAGAUGAACGGCCUUCUGUGCGCACAUGCCAAAUCUGUGAUGCAGCCGACCCCCGCCGUGCCCACCCUGCGUCCUACCUCACUGACCUCAAUUCAGCCCACAACCUCACCUGCUGGCAGUCUGAGAAUCUGAACACCUCUCCUCACAACGUGACUCUCACUCUGUCGCUGGGCAAAAAGUUUGAGAUCACAUAUGUCAGCUUGCAGUUUUGCUCUCCAAGACCCGAAUCCUUGGCCAUAUACAAGAGCAUGGAUUACGGUAAAACCUGGAUGCCCUACCAGUUUUACUCUUCUCAGUGCAGGCGUAUGUACAAUAAACCUAACAAAGCGACUAUCACUAAACAGAACGAGCAGGAGGCUCUUUGCACCGACGGCCACACUGACCUCUACCCACUCUCUGGAGGACUCAUUGCUUUCAGCACUCUGGAUGGACGACCUUCAAGUAAAGACUUUGACAACAGCCCGGUCCUUCAGGACUGGGUCACUGUCACUGACAUCCGCGUGGUCUUUGGCCGGCCCCAGCUUUCCCGGGAGUUUGUGUUGGGAGCUGGAAGCAACAGCGGCGGAAGGGACGACGACCCCGUGGCAGUAACGUCCACGCUGUCGACAUAUUUCUAUGCAGUGGGAGACUUCCAAGUGGGCGGGAGGUGUAAAUGCAACGGUCAUGCCUCCCGCUGUUUGAAAGACAAAGAAGGCAAACUGGUUUGCGACUGUAAACACAACACAGAGGGGCCUGAGUGUGACCGCUGCAAGCCCUUUCACUAUGACCGGCCGUGGCAGAGGGCCAACGCUCGAGAGGCUAACGAGUGUCUGCCGUGCAACUGCAACCUGCAUGCUCGGCGCUGCCGAUUCAACAUGGAGCUGUACAAGCUGUCAGGCAGGAAGAGUGGAGGAGUCUGCAUGAACUGUCGCCACAACACGGCCGGACGUCACUGCCAUUACUGCAAGGAGGGAUUUUACCGAGACAUGGCCCGACCCAUAACUCACCGACGAGCCUGCAAAGCCUGUGACUGCCAUCCUGUGGGCGCAGCCGGCAAGACGUGCAACCAGACCACAGGCCAGUGUCCCUGCAAGGACGGGGUCACCGGAAUCACCUGCAACCGCUGCGCCAAGGGUUAUCAGCAGAGUCGCUCCCCUGUGGCCCCCUGCAUUAAAAUCCCUGUGGUCAACCCCACAGCUGUGGUGAGCAGCACGGAGGAACCAGCAGAUUGUGAAUCCUACUGUAAACCAGUGAAAGGCAAUUUAAAGAUCAAUAUGAAGAAAUAUUGCAAGAAGGAUUACGCGGUCCAAGUAAACGUCCUGGACAUGGAGACCGUUGGGGACUGGGCCAAGUUCUCGGUCAGCUUGGUGUCGGUGUACAAAAGCCGGGGCGAGCCCCUGAAGCGAGGCGACAACAUCCUGUGGGUGCACAUGAAGGACCUGGCCUGCAAAUGUCCCAAGAUCCAAAUGAGCAAGCGCUUCUUGGUGAUGGGCGGCAGCGAAGGGGGGACGGGCCCCGGGGCGGGGCCGGGAGUCGGAGCCACGAGUCCGGGGGCGGAGCGCGUGGGUUUGGUGGCUGAUAAGAACAGCCUGGUGAUCCAGUGGAGGGACGUUUGGUCGAGACGUCUGAGGAAGUUCCAACGCAAAGAGAAGAAGGGAAAAUGUAGUAAAGCGUGAUUGGAAACAGAGUCCCUACCUCUCCCUCCAUCACACCCCAUCAUGACUCCUCCUCCUCCUUACUCCUCCUUCAUAGGAAGAGAUAACAGACUGCAUGUACCCCACCUUUUGUAGGGACCAUGUUUGUGCAUAUUGUAUAAUUAUUUUCCUUUAUUAUAAUUUGUUUUUGAUGUGUUUGUAAAGCCACUCGUCUAUCAUUCAUAUGGUUUGCCUUAUAAAGGGACCGUUAAAAAGUAUUUUUGUUGCAGACAAAAGCGGACACCAGAGCCUGGACCAAUGACGACAGCAUAAGAAUCCACUUCUAUCCCUCAUUUACAAACUUCAAACUGUCCCGUCUGGCUUGUUUAGCUUCACUGCUCUUCUAUUCCAUUUGUUUGGAUUUGUUUUCACCUCGACGGCAGCAACUUCAGACUGACUUCAGAAGCUUGCAUUGUAGCAACACGACAAGCUGGAUCUCCUGACAUUCCCACAAAGAUCCUACCCUGCUGCUUCAGGUCUUUGUACCAACAUUUUUGGGAAUAUUAUAAAACAAAUCGAGGGCUCCAAAGCAAAUCCGUGCUGCCACAACAAACUGCACAUUUCCACUUUUUCCUACAAGUUUGUGUUUGCAAUAGCAUCUCCUCCAUUCCUAUCCCAGCCAAAGUCCUAUUUGUUGUUUCAUUUCAAGCAGGACAAACCUCCCUGUGAACCACAUUCGCCAUUAUUGGUUCUCACGGGUGGCUUAUAAAGUCACGCCUCACCAGUAUGAUUCACUGUCACUUUUCCUGGCCUCCGAGUGGACAAAUGAGAGGAAUUUCAGAACUAUUCCGUGACUUUUUGCCAAAUGGAUUUUCGUCUUCCGCUGGAUACAGUCUUCCAGAUGGUGCUCUGUGACUGAUGCCAUUUCAUUAAAUGUCUGUCGUCCUGAAGACGGGCAGGCUUUCGUCUGCCAAAAUAAAAGACCAAAAGACGA